GUGUGUUCUUGCGUGAGUGUGUGUGUGUGUCUCGUGGCUCGCCAGUUUACACACGCGCUCAUUCACGUUUCCUGUGGCUUUUUUCAGUCCUGAAAUAAAAAAAAGCGUCGGUUGAGGCGUUUACCUGUGCAGGUGUCGCUCCGUGGGAGGAAACGUUAAUAAUAAUCACGACGAGGAAUGGCUGCUGAAGUGAAUGGCAGCUCUGCUCCUGCAAAAGAAGAAGAGGAGCCUAUGGACGUCUCUGCUGCACACACAGAGAACUACCAGACUCUCAUUGAUGCCGGGCUUCCCCAGAAAGUAGCAGAGAGCUUGGACAACAUCUUCCAAACUGGUUUGGUGGCCUAUGCUGACCUUGAUGAAAGGGCGAUUGAUGCCUUGCGUGAGUUUAAUGAAGAGGGAGCUCUGUCUGUCCUGCAGCAGUUUAAAGAGAGCGACUUGUCUCAUGUCCAGAAUAAGAGCGCUUUCUUGUGUGGGGUCAUGAAGACCUACAGACAGAGAGAAAAGCAAGGCAGCAAAAUACAGGAAUCCACAAAAGGUCCUGAUGAGUCAAAGAUUAAGGCUUUACUUGAGAGGACAGGAUACACCUUGGAUGUCACUACAGGCCAGAGGAAAUAUGGUGGCCCACCCCCAGAGUCAGUCUUCUCAGGCACACAGCCGGGUAUUGGCACAGAGGUGUUUGUGGGAAAAAUUCCACGGGACCUGUAUGAAGACGAACUGGUUCCAUUGUUCGAGAAGGCCGGGCCAAUAUGGGAUCUAAGGUUAAUGAUGGACCCUCUGUCCGGGCAGAACCGUGGCUACGCGUUCAUCACCUUCUGUAGCAAAGAUGCUGCACAGGAGGCUGUCAAGCUGUGUGACAAUUAUGAGAUUAGGCCAGGGAAGUAUUUGGGAGUCUGCAUCUCGGUGGCUAACAACCGACUGUUUGUGGGCUCCAUUCCAAAGAACAAGACCCGGGAGAGCAUCCUGGAGGACUUUGGCAAAGUGACGGAGGGUCUACAGGAAGUGAUUCUGUACACGCAAGCUGAUGACAAGAAGAAGAACCGAGGUUUCUGUUUUCUCGAAUAUGAGGAUCACAAGUCAGCAGCGCAGGCCCGCCGCCGCCUCAUGAGCGGCAAAAUUAAGGUGUGGGGCAACCCCGUGACUGUGGAGUGGGCCGACCCAGUCGCCGAACCUGACCCUGAGGUCAUGGCCAAGGUGAAGGUGCUGUUUGUUCGUAAGCUAGCCACUUCUGUCACAGAGGAGCUGCUGGAGAAGACAUUCUCGCAGUUUGGGAAACUGGAACGUGUUAAGAAACUGAAGGACUAUGCCUUUGUUCACUUUGAGGAGCGUGAUGCCGCUGUUAAGGCCAUGGAAGAGAUGAAUGGGAAAGAGCUCGGAGGAGAGGAGAUCGAGAUUGUCCUGGCUAAGCCUCCAGAUAAGAAGAAGAAAGAACGGCAAGCUGCCCGACAGACCAGCAGAAACACAGGGUAUGACGAUUACUACUACUACCCACCACCACGCAUGCCACCCCCAGGCCGUGGCCGCGGCCGAGGUGGUCGCGGCGGCUAUUCUUACCCACCUGAUUACUACAGCUAUGAAGAUUACUACGAUGACUACUACGGUUACGAUUACCAUGACUACCGUGGUGGCUACGAUGAUCCUUACUAUGGCUACGAAGAUGUGUACCCAAUAAGGGGACGUGGCAACCGUGGAAGUCGCGGCGCUCCGCCACCUCCUAGAGCACGCGGGGUCCCUCCGACCCGCGGCAGAGGCGGCUAUCCGCCGAGGGGAGGUGCUCCAAUGGGGGCGGGUCGAGGAGCACGUGGAGGAGGAAGGGGUGGCCCUUUCCAAUCGCCCAGGGGUGGACGUGGCACCAGGGGUGCCCGUGGGAACCGUGGCGGCAACGUGGGUGGAAAGAGAAAGGCGGAUGUUUUUAACCAGCCAGAUUCAAAACGACGCCAGACGACCAAUCAGCAGAACUGGGGGUCGCAGCCAAUCGCUCAGCAGCCGCUACAGCAAGGAGGCGACUAUUCCAGUAACUACUACAGCAACGACAGCCUGGAAUUCUCCCAGGAUUCCUAUGGGCAGCAGUGGAAGUAGACGAUACACACAUCUCCCUUCCGUGAAAAGAGUAUGUCAGUGACACAAUAAGGACACGCCCCAGAAUUGGCUUCACAAAUCCUGAUUGGCUGAAAGUACGUUUUGGCUGAAGACAAGAAUGUAUCCGUUCCUCCUCCUUCCCCUGAUUGGUUUGCUUUCUCUUGCUCUCUCGCUGUCUCUUGAUCUAUCUCUCUCUCUUUCUUACACUUAUACACACACAUGAAUGACUGGGACACUUUGUCUUAAAUCAUGCUCCACUUUUAUCCCUUCCAUUUGUUCUUUGUUUUAAAAGCCAGCAAUGUACAUUUUAAAGAAGACUUUUGACUUCUAAAAAAAAAAAAAAAAAAAAAAUAUGACAAAAAAAGUCUGUACGUUUAAAUCAUGAAAUGGUCUUGCAGAAAGCUCCUGUCCAAAUAUUCAUUCAACCUUCCCCCCUUCCCCAGGACAUCGAUACUGUACACCCUCUUAUUACCCCUCCCACUCUCUUUUACUCUCUCGUUCUGUGGUUUCUGGUAGUGGCGUAGGGUCUUGCUUGUAAAUAAUCGCUAUGACUAGAACUUCAUUUUCAUUUUUUUUGUCUUUUUUUUCGGAAGUGGAGAAAAGAAUCCACGGGAAGGAAAAAAAAGUUUUGUAGCUGGAAGGACCGUUAAGUGUAUGUUUAGCAUUUAUAGACGUAGUUAAAUUGUGUUUUUUAAAACCUGACAUAACUUCAGACAUUUUUUCUUCUCUUUUUUUUGGAAAUUUGCUCGUUAGGACUUUGGUUUGGCUCACCUUAAGAGCCAUGACAAGUUUGUUCUCUGAUGUUUGUAUUUAUAACUUUUAUUUUGUUUCGUUUCAAUAAAAACUCAUCCGAGCAACAAUUGGUCAAGUAA
Clarias gariepinus (North African catfish) is the source of this 2948-nucleotide messenger RNA. It is a transcript of the gene hnrnpr, whose product is annotated as heterogeneous nuclear ribonucleoprotein R. The coding region runs from base 178 to 2076 and encodes 632 amino acids. The transcript has 12 exons. Lineage: Eukaryota; Metazoa; Chordata; Actinopteri; Siluriformes; Clariidae. Gene Ontology annotation, cellular component: nucleus; ribonucleoprotein complex. The record is from RefSeq and is a predicted model, not a curated record. Gene Ontology annotation, molecular function: mRNA binding.